Molecule: messenger RNA, 922 nt
Organism: Alligator mississippiensis (American alligator)
Lineage: Eukaryota; Metazoa; Chordata; Crocodylia; Alligatoridae
Product: BPTI/Kunitz domain-containing protein-like
Exons: 4
Coding region: 28-723 (231 amino acids)
Cellular component (GO): extracellular region
Molecular function (GO): serine-type endopeptidase inhibitor activity
Source: RefSeq, a predicted model, not a curated record
CGGCCUGGUGCUGGGCACAGCGGCACGAUGAAGUGGGGCAGCCUCUUGGUGCUGGCGGGGCUCCUCGCCCUCUGGGCCGGUCUGCAGCCGGCGUCUGGGCAGUUCUCUCCACGUGUCUGCAGGCUUCCCCCGGAGACCGGUCUGUGCCAGGCCUACAUCCCCAUGUACUACUACGACACCGCCACACGCAGAUGCAAGGAGUUCAUCUAUGGGGGCUGUGGGGGCAAUGGGAACCGGUUCCGCACUGAAGCAGCCUGUCUCCAGGCCUGUGGGCGCAAGCCGGGAGGCGACUUGAGUUUGCUGGGCGGGGACGUCCUCCUCUACCCAGUGGACCUCUGCCGGCUGCCCCCAGAAACCGGCCCCUGCAAGAUGAACCUCCUGCGCUAUUACUACAACUGGGUCACCAGGACCUGCCAACAGUUCACUUAUGGCGGCUGCCAGGGCAAUGCUAACAACUUUAAGACCCGCCUGGAGUGCGAGAACAGGUGCAAGGUGGGCGGGAAGGGGCUGAGCCUGCCAGGGCCGGACGCUGCGAGAGGCAUGGCGGCACCGGGGCGAUGGCCGGACGUGCAGGGAAGGGUGAAGCUGGGGAGACCCGGCAGGUGCCCCCAGCUCACGGGCCCUGGGAUUUGCAUGGAUCAGUGCACGAACAAUGAUCUGUGUCCUCAGGGGCAGAAAUGCUGCAGCAAUGGCUGUGGCCAUGAAUGCAUGGGGGCCGUAUGAAGAGGGCAGCCCCCAGAGUGACCCCACGGACAGCGGGGCCUGAGGGUCCUGGACCUCCCACGGACCCGUCCUGGCUCCAGACACCGAUGGGGCACGUGACCCCAGCACCAGCAAUCUGCUUCCCGCACCGCCCUCCCCACACGAUCGCAGCUCCUUCCUGCAGCAAUAAAGACCCCGCUUUGCGGCUUCCUGCAACCUC